UUGGAUAUUCUUUUUGAUGAUUAAGAAUUUAAAAUGGCUGCUGAACUUAAGUAAAUAUGAUUUAUUUUAUUAUUCCUUUCAGAAGUAGUAUUGUAGUAUUAAAUAAUUUUGAAUAAUGUAUUCAAACCAAGUUCAAAAAGGUGUUUUUAAUGGAGUGUGAAGAAUUUGGUUGGAUUUUAUGAGGUGAAAGAAGUUCAAGGUAUAUGCUUCAAUUUUGAUGAAAUUUUAGCAAAAGAACAAUCCUAUUGACCAUGAAUGGAGUACAUGAUGAAGACCGCAGAAGGCGGCUCAGAAUGUUGGAAGACAAAAUUCAAGAUCCAAGAGGUAUUGGAAAUAUCGAUUCAUUGCUUGAUACUGUUCAAGCACUGUAUGCCGAUUGUGAUCAUCCUGCUGUGAAAAAAAUGAAAAACAUUGAGAUGUAUAUUAACAGAUAUGAUGAGUUUGCUUCUGAUAUUGUUAAUCUGCGUAUGAAAACAGAUGAUUUUGAGCACAUCAAAGUGAUUGGCAGAGGUGCCUUUGGUAAAGUUCAAUUGGUUCGUCACAAAUCCACCAGAAGGGUUUAUGCGAUGAAGAGAUUGAGUAAAGCAGAUCUAAUAAAAAGGUCUGAUUCUGCAUUCUUUUGGGAAGAAAGGCAUAUCAUGGCUCACGCAAAAUCAGAAUGGAUAGUUCAAUUGCAUUUUGCAUUUCAAGAUUCCAAAUAUCUGUAUAUGGUAAUGGACUAUAUGCCAGGCGGAGACAUAGUUAACCUUAUGUCCAAUUAUGACAUCCCCGAAAAAUGGGCAAAAUUUUACACUAUGGAAGUGGUGCUUGCCUUAGAUCACAUACAUUCCAUGGGUUUUGUCCAUAGAGAUGUGAAACCUGAUAAUAUGCUUUUAGACAAGUAUGGCCACUUGAAAUUGGCUGAUUUUGGUACAUGCAUGAGAAUGGAUGCCGAUGGUUUGGUAAGAUCGAAUAAUGUUGUGGGUACCCCGGACUAUAUUUCACCCGAAGUUUUGCAAAGUCAUGGUAAAGGUAUAUAUGGAAGGGAGUGCGAUUGGUGGUCAGUAGGUAUUUUUAUAUAUGAAAUGUUGGUUGGCGAAACUCCAUUUUAUGCCGAUAGUUUGUUGGGUACUUAUAACAAGAUAAUGUACCACGAGAAUAAUUUGACGUUUCCUGAGGAAGUUGAAUUUUCAAAAGAAGCCAAAUCUCUGAUACAGGGUUUGUUAUGUGAUAGAACAAAGCGUCUGGGGCGUAAUAGUGUAGAUGAAAUUAAAAACCACAAAUUUUUCAUCAACGACCAAUGGACCUUCGAAAAUUUGAGAGAUUCCGCCCCUCCUGUUGUGCCAGAAUUAACGGGAGACGAUGAUACUAGUAACUUCGAUGACUAUGAGAAGGACGAAACUGCAGAAGAGAAUUUUCCAGUGCCAAAUAGUUUUGUAGGGAAUCACUUACCAUUUAUCGGAUUCACUUAUAAUUCAGAUUAUCAGUUGUUAUCAGAUCGGAAAGAUCUGACUGAUGGACUCAAUAUUAAUCAUAUGAAUGAACAUUCGAUCUCUCAAGUAAACCGUUUAGAGAUACUGCUAGAACAGGAGAGAAAUAAUGUAGAAUCUUUAGAGACUAAACAACGAAUUCUUAUUGCUCAGUUAGAUAAUUUAGCACAGCACGAAAGCGAGGUUAGAGAAGAAGCCAUCAAAUAUGAAAAAGAGUUAACAUUAUUGAAACACAAUUUUAAAGAGGUACAACGCAAGGCAGAGAAUGAGGGCGAAUUACGAAAAAAGACUGAGAAGUACUUAGCUGAUUUGAAGAAAAGAUUAGAAGAUGAACAAAACAGGAGGACUAGAGAAAUGAAUAACAAUCAGCAACAUAACGAUAAAAUUAAUAUAUUAGAAAAACAGAUUGUUGAGUUGCAGGACAAGUUGAAAAUUGAAACUGAAAAUUGCCACAGAUUUCGAAAGCAAGCCAACGAGUUGACCAUGGCGAAGAACAACUCUGAGCAAAAGGCUGCCGAGUAUCAGACGAUGCUCCAGAACCUCCAAGUGCAAAGGGACGGUCUUCAAAAGGAAGUGGCUUCGUUACAGGGACAGUUAACGCAAGAAAGGAGUUCUAGAACUCAGGCCUCCGAUCAACAAAGAAUAUUAGAAAAUAAAAUUCAGUCUCUCAAUGCCGAAUUAGAUCGGACUAAGCAAAGGGAGAAUAAAGUUUCUAGCGAUAACAGUCAGCUAUCAGAGAAAGUGUCCACUUUGGAAAAAGAAUGCGCUAGUCUUGAGUUAGAAUUGAAAACCGCUCAAAAUAGAUAUCAGCAAGAGGUUAGAGCUCACGAAGAGACUGAGAAGAGUAGGAUGAUGAAUAAGGAGGAGGCCAAUCUGGAAGUUGUCAAAGCGCUUCAAACCAAACUGAACGAAGAAAAGAGUGCCAGGCAGAAGGCCGACCUCAAUUCCCAAGAGAAAGAACGACAGAUAUCCAUGCUUUCCGUCGACUACAGGCAGAUACAGCAAAGAUUGCAAAAAUUGGAGGGUGAACAUAGGCAAGAGGUGGAAAAAGUGAAGGCUUUACACAGUCAGAUCGAACAGGAACAACAAAAGAAAACGAUUUUACAAACGGACAUCGGUCAUCAACUGUCGGAAAUUGCCAAAUUGAAAGCCAGGGAAUCGCAACUUGCUGUGGAAAUUCUUCAAGUUGAGGAAUCUAAGAAGAAAGUGGAAGAUGAAUUGUCUAGAGUCAAGAGAGAAUUCCAAAUGGAACAACUUCAACUUAAGGAACUACAAGAGUCUCUUGAAACCGAACAACACUUCUCUACUCUCUAUAAAACGCAAACGCUUGAGCUCAAAGAGGAACUCGAGGAAAAAAUCAAGAUAAACAAGGAAUUCGAAGAAGAAAGGUUAUCCCUGAAGCAUCAGUGUCAGUUGGCCCUGGCCAGAGCUGAUUCGGAAGCUUUGGCUAGAUCGAUAGCGGAAGAAACUGUCGCGGAUUUGGAAAAAGAGAAGACGAUGAAAGAGUUGGAAUUGAAAGAUCUCCUCUCAAAACAUAGAACGGAACUCGGUUCCAGAGAAGCCAACUGCAACAUGCUAAAAGAAAGAGAAAUGGAAUACAAGAAACUGAAUGAUCAACUUCACAAGGAGAAAGAGGAUCUCUUGAGACAAAUCAAACAGUUGCAAGAGGAAAUCAACAGGAAGAGCGACAGUAAUGAGGAAGUCGAAAAAUUGCACGCCAAACUCAAGACCGAGUCUUUGCUGAAACAACAGGCGGUCAAUAAGUUGCACGAAAUCAUGAACAGGAAGGAUCUGCGGGAGGUCAAGGGGAAAAACAAGAUUUCCAACGCGGACUUGAGGAGGAAAGAGAAGGAUUUGAAGAAAUUACAGCAGGAGUUGAGUCAGGAGAGGGAUAAGUAUAAUCAGAGUUUGAUGGCGUACCAGAAGAGCAUCCAAGAGUUGACCUGCCAACUCAACGAAGAAACGACCUCCAAACAGCGUCUCCAGAUGGAGUUGGACAGUAAAGAUUCGGAGAUCGAACAGUUGCAAAUGAAACUGACCGCUAUGAACACAGAAACUGCCUCGUUGAGUUCUGCUGAUAAUGAGGGGGAUGAACUAAGUUCCGAAGCUCUCUUCGAGGGAUGGCUGUCGAUUCCGUUCAAACAGAACAUCAGGCGACACGGUUGGAAGAAACAAUACGUGGUGGUGUCGAGUAGAAAGAUAAUAUUUUACAAUUCCGAGAACGACAAGCAGAACUCGGAUCCCGUCAUAGUUUUAGACCUAUGCAAAGUGUUCCACGUCAGAUCGGUCACUCAGGGCGAUGUUAUCAGGGCGGAUUCCAAAGAUAUCCCUAGGAUUUUCCAGCUCCUGUACGCGGGUGAGGGGGAAGCGAGGAAACCGGACGAUCAAACCAACAAUCUAGACGUGAGCUCGAUUAGGAGCUUCGAGGAGAAGCCAGGGACCACCAUUCAUAAGGGGCACGAGUUUUUGCAUAUUUCCUAUCACAUGCCCACGACUUGCGAGGUUUGCCCUAAGCCUAUGUGGAACAUGUUCAGGCCCCCGCCUGCCCUCGAAUGUAGACGUUGUAGGAUAAAAAUUCAUAAAGAUCACCUGGAAAAGAAAGAAGAUAACGUUCCUCCCUGUAAGUUGCACUAUGACCCUUCGUAUGCCAAAGAAUUGCUCUUACUAGCGCAAUCUGUCGAGGACCAACAGCAGUGGGUUCUCAGAUUGAGUAGGAAGAUACAGAAGUGCGGUUUCAAAGCGAACAAUUCCAACACUUUGGAUUCUGCCAAAGUCUCCCCCAGGGAAUCGACAAGGUCCAACAUGAAACCACCUUACCUUAACUCUCAACGAUCAGCAACAUUACCUAGCAAUUCUUCCAUGUCUAACAAAUGACGGCAAAUGUACGCCGUAAGAAGGUACAAAUGAGCUGCAACCGUUCAGUUCUCUAUUUGAAGAAUUCCAUUGAAGAAUGAAUGACAUGCAAUUCUUCAUAUUGAAGAACAGUUUCAGAGUAGGACGAAGAAAGCUGUAUUGUCGACCAAAGCAAUGCAUCACAGUAGUUUGUUGAGAACUUGAUCUUCUUUCGAACUUAUUGAAGACGAUUAUUUUGAUUGGAACAUUAUAGAUCGAAUUUAUUAUUAACCUACAAGUAUGAAAUGUGAUACAUUUACAAGUAUGGAUAUUAUACAAUAAAGUACUCUCAGAGAUCGUUGAAAUGAAAUCUUAUACAAUUUGAAGAAUUUAUUAGAAUUUUGUUUUGUUUUGUUGUUCAUAGCUUUUUUUCCAUUGCCUAUUUCAUUUUGGAUCCAACUCAUCGGCGGAUGAAUAAUGAUUGUCACUAAGGAUGAAGUGUUCUAAUUUGUCUUAAAUUGCUUAUUGUUCAUCGCUCCUACAUAUCAUGCUAGUUCUUGAUGAAUCAGUUUCCUUUCAUAAAGAUCAUAUGAAUUACGAUUUGACUUCCCGAUUACUACGUCAAAAAUAAAAUCUAUAAUCACAAAUUAUCCUUCUGUUCAUAGAUACGAGAUCCAACGACAUGAUAAUCCGAAAGUGUUCCUGAUUGGUCGAUUAUUUCGGCCAAUCAUCUUGAAAUUCGCAAUAAUUGACCAAUCAGGAGUAUUUUCGGAUAAUCGUAUCGUCAGAAAACGUAUCUAAGAACAGAAGGCCUAAAUUGCUACAAAAACUUUCUGUGGAUUUGAAGUUGCAGUUGUCUAUUUGUCGCAAAUCAACUUUUUGUUCACAUUCACGACACCAUCUCAACUAAAAUCCUCCAUAACUAUGUAAUGGGUAUUUUAGCCAUCAUUGGUGAACUGAUUUGAACUGCAUUUUUAAAUGAGCGCUUGAGAUAUUUUUUCCUUGAUUUGAAGAAAUGGCUUGAUGUAAUCAUUACGACUAAGAAACAAUUAAGCUUUCUUUCUGCUUCUCCUUAUUGUAAUUAAUUUACAGAAUAAAGUUGGAAUUCUCUCUUGCUCUUGGUUAUUUCUUGAAGGUCUAGGUAUUGUUGCUCAUUUUCUUCAAAUUUUUUUAGAAUGGAGUUCAGUCAUAAUCAUUCAAAUUCAUCAACAUCGGGUAUUUUAACUUAAUGAUAGAAUUUCAUGAAAUUUAACUUUUUGAAGGUGCUAAUAAUUCGAUUGAAUAACGCCUUUGUUUUAGUUUCAUUUACUAGAUUACUUCGGUCCUGUUCAACUUUGGACCUGAUGUAGGUAGUAAUUUUUAUGAAACUUUUUUUCUAAACAUUCCGCAUAGUACACUGAAUUGAAUUAUAAUUUUGUAAAUUUUUGUUGUUAUUUGUACAAAUGAUGUAAUUUAAUUUUAUCCUUUUGAUUUUUAUGUAUUUAUUCUAUUUUUAUUAAUUUUUAUAGUAUAGAUUUUGUGCCUUUAAGGAUACUUCACUAAAGUGCUGUAUCAGCUACUUCCAUUAAUAAGUAAGAAUUGGAAUAGAUGAUGUUUUAACAAUUUAUUGUCUUGUUUAAAUGAACCGAGUACCAAAAUAAACAAUGAGUAAAACAGUAA
This is a messenger RNA of Coccinella septempunctata (seven-spotted ladybird), 5960 nucleotides long. RefSeq names its product rho-associated protein kinase 2. The transcript has 11 exons. Gene Ontology annotation, biological process: embryonic morphogenesis; regulation of cell junction assembly; Rho protein signal transduction. Gene Ontology annotation, molecular function: Rho-dependent protein serine/threonine kinase activity; ATP binding; small GTPase binding. Gene Ontology annotation, cellular component: cytoskeleton; cytoplasm. NCBI's taxonomy places the organism in Eukaryota, Metazoa, Arthropoda, Insecta, Coleoptera, Coccinellidae. The record is from RefSeq and is a predicted model, not a curated record. Bases 252 to 4343 code for a protein of 1363 amino acids.